Molecule: messenger RNA, 5262 nt
Organism: Epinephelus lanceolatus (giant grouper)
Lineage: Eukaryota; Metazoa; Chordata; Actinopteri; Perciformes; Serranidae
Gene: st14
Product: ST14 transmembrane serine protease matriptase
Biological process (GO): proteolysis
Molecular function (GO): serine-type endopeptidase activity; protein binding
Source: RefSeq, a predicted model, not a curated record
GUUGCAUGGCAGUUCAUUUAAGGACAGUGUAAACGCAUGGUUUUACGCACUGAGGGCCACAAUGCAGCUGUGGCAGGUAUUCUGGGCGUGGUUUAAACCAUAGGUGUGUGAGGAAGAGGUCGGUGUCAGCAUUCCCAGCUCGCGACGAUACAGGAAGACCCACUGACAUCUGGAUUUAACUCAAACGACGUGCAAAUAGACGUUUUCUAAUCACUAGUUUAUAAAUUGAGGAUCCAUACCUGCCGACAGGUUGGGGAAGGUGAACCUGAUCCUGCUGGACUUCAGUUGGAGCGCUUUUGGAAGAUGCAUUCCGCCAGAUAUGCGUACGACGGCCACAACAGCCAUCAUGAGCGGAUUGACUUCUUAACAAGCAAAGAGAAGGGGUCAUCAAAGCGGAAGGUCGGCAUCGUGAUCGGGGUCCUUGUGGGGCUUCUCAUCCUCGCGGCUAUUGCAGCGUUCCUUAUUUGGCUGUUUGUCUUUAAAGAUGCUGGUUCAGAUAGCGCUCUCAGUAUGCAGAACAGCCGAUUGACAAAGGUCUUCAGUGGGCAUAUGCAGUUGGCCGAUGUACCUUAUGACCAGAACCUGGAGGAUACCAAAAGCAAGGAAUUUGAGGACUUGGCGGUCAAACUGGAGGCAAUUCUGAAGAACAGCUACACGAACGAUGAGCUGCUCAGCAAAUACCACACUAAGUCUGUGGUCACGGCUUUCAGUGAGGGUGUAAUAGCCUACUACUGGUCCCAGUUUAAUAUUCCAUUCGAAGACCAGGAGCUUGUGCCAGAGUUCACGGAGGAACGGGUAUCUGAGGUACUGGAGAAUAGCAUUAAGGUUAUGCGCAGAACAGCAAGCCAUGAGGACAUCAGCAUCGUUGACAUCACCUGCUCGGCCACAGAUUAUCGCAUGGCCAGGAACCCCAGAGCCGAGGAGUGUUUCCACCGUCUGGAGGCUACAGAAGAGGAACAAAAAUUUGUGUCACCAGGGUACCCCAAAGGCUACCCCGCAAAGUCUCGGUGUCAGUGGCAAAUCCGUGCUUCGGAGAACAGCAUCAUCUUUGUCACUUUCCCUUUUUUCCACAUUGAGGAUGACUGUUCUGAUGACUUUGUCUUCAUCUAUGACUCGCUGAGUCCAGAUGAAUCUCAGGCCAUCACAAAGAAGUGCGGUCAGAGGCCCCCCUCCAACCCUCUGGAGGUAGUGUCAUCCGGCAACAUCAUGCUGAUAAAUUUGAUUACUGACAGUGAUGUCCAGAGGCCUGGCUUCGAGGCCAAGUAUAAAGCCCUCCCCAGGUCUAAAGUUAAAACCUGUGGUGGCCUCCUCUCUGAUAAACAAGGAGUCUUCACCUCCCCACUUCACCCCAGCUUCUAUCCUCCUGCCGUGGACUGCAAGUGGACCAUUAAGGUACCUGCUGGGAACAAGGUGCGGUUGAGGUUCAACAUGUUCCGCAUGAAAGAGCCUGGGGUGGACAUCCGUGUGUGUAACAAAGACUAUGUGGAGGUUAUGGGUCAAAAGUAUUGUGGAGAGCUGACGUCUUUGGCUCUGACCAGCACCACCAACGUCGUAGAAGUGAACUUCCACUCUGAUGAGUCCUACACUGACAAAGGCUUCAGUGUCGAGUACAGCGCUUACGAUCCCGAAAACCCUUGCCCCGACAAGUUCGCCUGCAACUCUGGCAUCUGCAUCGGGAAAGAACUGAAGUGUGAUGGCUGGAACGACUGCGGUGAUAUGAGUGACGAGAGGAAUUGCAAAUGUGAGAAGGAUCAGUUCACUUGUGCCAACAGCAUGUGCAAACCCAGACUCUGGGUGUGUGAUCGUGUCAACGACUGCGGAGACGGGAGCGAUGAGAAAGGUUGCAGUUGUGACCAGAAUGAGUGGCGCUGUGGUGACGGGACAUGUAUGCCUCAGGAUGUUGUGUGUGACAAGAAGAUGGACUGUGAAGAUGGAAGUGACGAGGCCUCUUGUAAAACCUCUCCGGGCAUCUGCUCUGACUUCAGCUUCAAGUGUGAGAACAGUGAAUGUGUCAACAAGGUGAAUGCCGAUUGUGACCGCGUCAACGACUGCUCUGAUGCCUCCGACGAGUCCGGCUGUAAUUGUGGCACCAGGCCCUAUAAGCUGAACCGCAUCGUAGGAGGGCAGAACGCUGAGCUGGGGGAGUGGCCCUGGCAGGUCAGCCUUCACUUCAGGACAAACGGACAUGUUUGCGGUGCUUCGAUCAUAUCUGAGACGUGGCUCCUUUCGGCUGCCCACUGCUUUGUCACCUCCGACCCCCAGAACCAUAUUGCAUCCAACUGGCAAACCUACAGUGGCAUGCAGGACCAGUACAGGCAAGAUGGCGUACAGCGCAGAGGACUGAAGAGGAUCGUCUCCCACCCGGAUUAUAACCAGAUGACCUUUGACUAUGACAUUGCACUGCUGGAGCUCAGCGAACCGCUGGAGUUCACCAACACCAUCCAACCCAUCUGCCUACCCGCCUCCUCCCACAUCUUCCCUGCAGGCAUGUCCUGCUGGGUCACAGGCUGGGGCGCGCUCCGAGAAGGAGGUCAAAAGGCACAGGUGCUGCAGAAGGCAAUGGUGAAAAUCAUCAAUGACACGGUGUGUAACGUGGUCACUGAGGGCCAAGUCACCUCCAGGAUGCUCUGCAGCGGAUUCUUGGCCGGAGGAGUUGACGCAUGCCAGGGAGACUCCGGAGGCCCCAUGGUGUGUUUUGAGGAGAGUGGGAAGUGGUUCCAGGCCGGCAUCGUGAGCUGGGGUGAGGGCUGCGCUCGUCGGAACAAGCCUGGUGUCUACUCGCGCGUCACCAAGCUGAGAGAAUGGAUCAGGAAGGAGACAGGGGUUUGAUGAUGUCGGUAGGAACAGGGAGGGAUGCGGAGCAGGGAACAGCAUCAUAGUGCUAAAAAUAAUGGAGACGGAACAUUUGAGUCUUGAUUCGGACGAGUCUCUCCAAGAUUUAUUCAUUUAGCAGCAGACUGAGGAUACUGUUGCAUGGACCCAGCUACUCACAUGAAUGACUUGAAGCACAUUAUGUGGAUGCCGACCUCCAUCCUCUCGCUCCCGCAACACACACACACGCACACACGCACAAACACUUACACAUAAACCACACUAAGUCAUAUUUUGUAUAGUUUUUUUAAGGCAUGAAUCAGCACAGUGCAUUCGCUGAAAGCAAAUCUUGAAAUACACAUAUUCUUUGCCAAAUGUAACUCUUUAAGAUGGAUGCCAAAUCUAAAAAGUUUUUAAAAAUGAAAUUGUGUUUUUAAGUCUUAGCAUUGUGUACUUCUAAACAGGUGAGAUGCCUUUUUCCUCUUGGGCUGCAGUCAGUGUUGCACUUUGCCAGUGGGCUCAUGCUGUAGAUCUUUCUGUAAAUUUGGGGUUUUAUUCAUUGAUAUCUUACAGGACCAGAACUCUUGUUUUAGCCUUUUUACUACAAAACACUUGCACAUAACUGAUGAUUGUUUUGCAAAGCAUAACAUCGGUUUUUAGAUGGAUUAAAGCAUUUUUAUCUACCUAUCUGCCAGGCAGACAUUAGUCUCAGUUUUUAUCAGGAAAAGUAUAAACAUUAACUUAACUAAUUAUAACUGAAGUUACAGGGAAAAAACAAAAGACUUGUUAUGUUGCUCAAAUCUAUGCAGGGGCAUUUUCAUAUCAUACUAAAAUGAAUGAAACCAGAAGUGUAUAAAAUGCGAUAAUCAGUCUGAGAGCCCACAACAGUGUUGUUAAAGCUAGCUGGUGACUUUUAUGAAAAUAAACGUUUGUCAUAUUUGCUGAAUCUGCCGCUACAUGCACAUAGCAGCACACGAGACAGUCUGUGAAAGAAAUCCUGCCCCACCUCCUCUUCCUGCUGCUUCUUAUGGCAUUUGCUAGACUCCACUGCAGCUGAAGGAAAACAACCAAUCAGAGCUGAGGAGUCUCUGACACAGCUGUCAAUCAUGUCAAUCAGUGGGUCAUCACCAUUAGUAGGUGGUAGUUAUCAUAGUUGCCAGAUCUGCUGCUAAAUUUCAGCGUCGAUAGCAGCGUAGACAUCACCACCAAGGGAGAUUGAUAUGACAGAGUAUUGAUGAAUGUCAUUCAGGCGCACAUAAAAUAAUGUCGUGAACAUGACUGUCCAUGUAGGCAAUUAUUUGUCAGCUAGGAAAGCUACCAUGGCUACCAUGUUGUUUGUUCUGUCAGCUGACAGUUACAUGGUUGCUGCCACUGGCUGACAGAUUACACAGCAUUUAAACAGCUUUCCCAGCCGUCGCUGUUACAUGUUAAGUGGUGCACAGAUGCACUAAAAUGGACAACAGUCAUGUGUGGUUGAUUGUUGCAAAUGCCUUUAGAAGCAGUAGAAGGAAGAGGCAGAGGAAUAUGAUUGUUUUUCACAGAUUAUUGUCUCUUGUGUUACUGUCAGGAUAUUGUGAGAGUUUCAGCAAAUAUGACAAAAAGUUAUUUUUUAUGAAAGUUAACAACCACAGCUCUAAGUAUACCAGACUUUUAGUUCGUGGGCGAAAACAGGCAAAAACACAGCAUGGUCCCUGAAGAAUGUUGAUUUUUGUUGAUCUGGAGUGAAGCUUAAGUUGUUGUUGAUCUGAACAGGGGGUCCUGCAUCAGUAUUUCUAAUACAUAUUUACAGAUGCUUACUGGCCUUGCCUGGUCUGUGAAUGAUUUGCCAAAAUGUGAUAUUCCAAGGAGGUCGGGCAGGCAGAGGAUGAGGAUUAGAUCCAGUUGGCUUUUGCACAGGUCUCUAGUUAAGCUCAGGGUGAUUGAGGUCUUCAGUCACACACACACCUGACAGCCAAAGCAAACCAGUGGGGUUUUCAUCAGUUUGCCAGAGCAAUGCAAUGAGUUCUUAUCCCUGUGAGAGUUUCCUCUCUCCGGUCACGACCAAGUCAGUCAACUUUUAAAUCUAAGAUUUGACUGGGUGAUUUCUCUUACUCUUUUUGCCUUCAUCUCUGACUUAUCCUGGAAAUAUUAUAUCCUGGGUAAGCAAACCAAAGAUUAGCAUAAGUAUUAUUUAUUGAAGGGGAAAAAAUUAAGAAGAAAAAUUUGUUUAGGAUAUUGCUCAGCGGACCUCUUUUAUUAAUUCCUCAGAGACUUACAGUGAAACUAUGCAAGCGUAAAUGUGUGUUUUUCACAAAGUAAGGAGAAGCCACAACUUUUACUUCUUUUAAUUAUUUCACGAGUAUUGUACAGUGUGAUUUGGACUAUGGAAAUACUUUAUAACCUUUCUUUGUUGUGUGUGUUUUUCUAUGUUUUUAUACGAAAGAGUCGUAGUAAUAAACAUCUUUUAUCCGA